Molecule: messenger RNA, 1488 nt
Organism: Rubroshorea leprosula
Lineage: Eukaryota; Viridiplantae; Streptophyta; Magnoliopsida; Malvales; Dipterocarpaceae
Source: the annotation of a GenBank genome assembly
GAAUGGGUUGAGCUUUACUAUUAAAGUGGCCCUUGACCAUGGCUCGUGUUUAGCGGCAAUAAAACCACGUCAUCUAUGGAUGGGUAUCAAAUCACAUUUGAGCAUUAAAAAAACUACCAUUGGCACCACUUGGGUGCGUUCUCUUUGUCCUCCAUGGAUAGGAUGAGAGUAUGGCUUUUGAUAAUGUUGUACUUAUUACAAAGCAAGACACUUAGAAUGAAGAGAACUCAGAGAAGAAUGGGUCAAAGGAGAUUGAGAAAGGCAAAGAGAAAGAGUCAAAGGCAAAGGGAAAAGGAAAGGAAGUUCAAGUGGAUAUUGCUACUGUGGUGGAGAGGGGUAAGCGGUCAAGUGACCACUUGGACAUUUGUGAAGAGGCUUUUCUGUGAAAUGAUCAUAAAUGAUGAGAACCCUUUUAGCGUGGUUGAGAAGUUAGGUGAAGAGUUAGGUGAUUUACUUGAGUCUUGUUUGAGGGAUUGGGGGAUAGAGAAUGUGUUUGCACUUACUAUUGACAACGCAUUUGUUAAUCAUGGUGCUAUGAAGGUGGUUAAGGAUGCAUUGAACAAGUGGGGGAGUAGUGUUUUAGGCAAAGAUGAGUUGCACAUGAGGUUUGCAACUUACAUUAUCAAUCUGGUUGUGCAAGAUGAAAAAGUUUCUGGGUCUUUGUAUACCACAUGCAACUUGUAUUUUCCGAAGAUAUGUGAAGUGCAUUGCCUCUUGAACACUUGGGAAAAGAUUGUGAAAUUGUCCUCAAUGGCAAGUAACAUGAGAAUCAAGUUCAACAAGUAUUGGGAUAACCCUUUGAAGAUGAAGAACAUCUUCAUUGCUGUUAUCUUGGAUCCAAGGCAUAAACUUGGUUUUGUUCAAUUUCUGUUGGGAAGGAUGUAUGGAGAAGAAUUAGGAAGGGUGUAUGGUGAGAUGGUGAAGAAUGAAUGCAUCAAGCUGUUUGAUGCAUACAAAAGAAUGUUGUGUGCUGAGAUGGAUUCAAAGAGCCCUAGGUUCCCAACUGUUGCUGCAAUAGCUAAAGAUGUCUUGGACGUGCCAAUCUCUACAGUUGCUUCAGAAUCUACAUUUAGCACAGCAAGUAAAGUGCUUGAUGCAUUUAGAAGCUCCUUGCCACCAAGAAUGAUUCAAGCACUAAUUUGCACACAAGAUUGGCUAAGGUCUAAGUUAAAACAACUUAUUGAUUUAGAGGAUGGGGAUGAGUUGGGGAAACUUGAGAAAGAUAUGAAAAAGCUGCAUCUUGUUGCAGCCAUCAUUGAGUGAUGGUUUGUUUUAUGACCCUAUCUUUUCUUCUCUUUUCAAAUCCAAAUCCAACCUCCAUAGCCUCCACAUCAUCAUGCCAACUAGAGACCCACUAUCACCUCGCCAUUGGAUGAUCAAUUUAUGCACUGAGAGUUUUUCUUUUUUCCCUUGGUUUUGCAUUUACAAUGCCUCAUCUUUUGUUCUCUUUGUAAAUUUGUGAUCCAAAUCCAGCCUCUAUUGCAUCAU